Messenger RNA from Rana temporaria (common frog), 1837 nucleotides. RefSeq names its product extracellular serine/threonine protein kinase FAM20C-like. Gene Ontology annotation, cellular component: Golgi apparatus. The coding region runs from base 147 to 1724 and encodes 525 amino acids. NCBI's taxonomy places the organism in Eukaryota, Metazoa, Chordata, Amphibia, Anura, Ranidae. The record is from RefSeq and is a predicted model, not a curated record. Gene Ontology annotation, molecular function: phosphotransferase activity, alcohol group as acceptor. Gene Ontology annotation, biological process: protein phosphorylation. The transcript has 10 exons.
UUUUUCUUUUUGCCAGCAUCAGGAGUCAUUUCUUCUUUACAAUUCACAGAUCUGUAGUAAUGGCCAGUUGAUACUUAAAUUAAUGUAUUUUAUCGACAAAGAUCUUUAACUCAAAUUUUUAAUUUUUUUUUACUUAUUUGAAUAAAAUGAUCCGGCGUCUACAUUUUUCAGUACAAAGGCGGUUUAAGUUGGUGAUGCUGUCCCUCCUAUUUUUUACAUUUGCCAUGCAUUUUGCUCUAGACAUUUUUUCUUUUUCUACAACAGUUUCUUGCCCAUGUCCAUCUCAAAACCAUCUCAGAACCAAAACACAUUUGGUCCAGAAGAUGCCAAUUGUAAGGACACUGCAAGAUUUUAGUGGCAGCAAUGGAUCUUCAGUGGAUGGAAGUCAGAUGUUGAAGACUUUAAAAAUAAGCCUAAAUGUUCAGAAAAAAGCAACAAAAAGAUAUAAAGGAUCAAAGCUGGCAUCUCUUUUCCAGAACCCACUAUACAAUACCCUAAUGCCAAUCAUCAAAGAGGAGGACAAGCUAUUCAGAGUGAACACAGAGGAAAAAUUUACCCUAAAAAGCAGUGGAAGUGAUGAGUGGGUCAGUGCUGGAAUGGAGUUUGUUCUACCAACAGGUGAAACUGCUUCUGAAACUUACCCGACAUGGCUUAAGUUCCACAUGGGAAUAAACCGAUAUGAGCUAUACCCUAGACAAGACCCUCUUAUUCCUAUCUUGCUGAAAGAGAUGUCUACACGCCGCAUCCUUAAUUCUGUUCAAAAACCUGGAGGGACGCAGCUUAAACUUCUCAUGACUUUCCCAGACUAUGGACAAGCUCUCUUCAAACCCAUGAAACAGGAACGUGAUCAGGAGACACCUCCCGAUUUCUUCUAUUUCUCCGAUUUUGAGAGGCACAAUGCUGAGAUUGCAGCUUUCCACCUGGACAGAAUCCUGGAUUUUCGAAGAAUCCCUCCUGUGGUUGGACGUCUACUGAAUAUUGUUAAAGAAGUCAGAGAUAUCACUACAGAUAAAAAGUUAUUCAAAACAUUCUACAUCUCCCCAGCCAAUAAUGUUUGCUUCUAUGGGGAGUGCUCCUACUACUGUUCUACAGAGCAUGCACUAUGUGGCAAGCCUGACCACCUGGAAGGCUCACUUGCUGCCUUCCUUCCAGACACUACACUAGCCAAGAGGAAAUCAUGGCGCAGCCCUUGGAGACGGUCCUAUCAUAAAAGUAAAAAGGCUGACUGGGAACUGAAUCCCAAAUACUGUGACACAGUAAAAGUGACUCCACCCUACAAUGAAGAAACCCGACUUCUUGACUUGAUAGAUCUAUCCAUCUUGGACUUUUUCAUGGGCAACCAAGACCGACACCAUUAUGAGACAUUUGAGAAGUUUGGAAACCAAACAUUCCUCCUGCAUUUGGACAAUGGAAGAGGGUUUGGACGUCAUUCAUAUGAUGACCUUUCCAUUCUGGCUCCUCUUCAGCAGUGCUGCAGGAUCAAGAAGUCAACUUUGCAGAGGCUUGAACUCCUUGGUACUGAUCCUUAUCUAUUGAGCGAUGUCAUGCGUGAAUCUCUGUCUGCAGACCCUCUCCCGCCCAUCCUAUCAGAGCCUCAUCUUUUUGCCCUUAAUCGAAGACUGGGCCUCAUUCUAAAUGCUGUAAAUCAAUGUUUCCAACAGGAAGGCAAACACAAAGUGGUUUAUGAUGAUUUAGCCAAGAUAUAUCAUGAUAGAAGAUUGUAGGUUUAUCUUUUGUUUAAAGUACUCAAAUUUGUGACCUCCUGUAAAAGAUAUACUGAAGGACCACAAAUGAUGUCAAUAAAAUUAACAUAUUACCUAAAGAAAUAUGCACCAUU